AUGGCGCUGCGUCGAUUAUUACCAUUACUCGGUUCACGGGGUCUUCUAAAAACUGCUUUACGACUUAACCAUAAAGAAAGAGGUAUGCCUGUAUCUCGGGUUCUCAGCAAUCCUCCUCUCUUACCCAACUUAUCUCCUUUUGACCCUGGACAAAAUAUUGCCCCGUCAGAGAAGAGAUGGCGAGACUUGAAGCCGCUAGGAAGGGCUAAAAUGGGGGAUUCUACUAUGACAGCAAGGUGGAAACCAGGAUUUUUCAAAAUUAGGAUAUUUAUAGAACCUUGA
Messenger RNA from Enterobius vermicularis (human pinworm), 282 nucleotides. The record is from the annotation of a GenBank genome assembly. NCBI's taxonomy places the organism in Eukaryota, Metazoa, Nematoda, Chromadorea, Rhabditida, Oxyuridae.